Ctenopharyngodon idella (grass carp) is the source of this 3343-nucleotide messenger RNA. It is a transcript of the gene nufip1, whose product is annotated as nuclear FMR1 interacting protein 1. Gene Ontology annotation, cellular component: nucleus. The transcript is spliced from 10 exons. The record is from RefSeq and is a predicted model, not a curated record. Bases 141 to 1601 code for a protein of 486 amino acids. Gene Ontology annotation, molecular function: RNA binding. NCBI's taxonomy places the organism in Eukaryota, Metazoa, Chordata, Actinopteri, Cypriniformes, Xenocyprididae. Gene Ontology annotation, biological process: box C/D snoRNP assembly.
CUUUGGUUUAGCGCAGUUCGGAAGUGACGUUUAAGUGAACUCACACGUGUGGAGAACAGCAUGUUUUUGCACCACAUGUUUGUGUUUAUGUGACUUUAUAAACCCUCAUCGGAGCCGAUCUAAAACACGAGCAGCGGGUCAUGACGGGUGAACAGGAGCGGUAUCCGCCGCCGAUCUUCAGCGGAGCGGCAGAUGCUUCACUGGCGGCUCACUGGAGCAGCUCCACACCGCAGCACAGUAAGUUCGAGGCGUCCAGAGACUGGAGCUGGACUCAAGCCGCGCCGGCCGGACCCUGGAGCUCGAACCCCGGCCAGCAGCACCAUCAGCAGCCGCUGUAUUACGGACAGCAGCAGUACGCAGGUCAUCAUCAUAAUCAUCGUCGUAAUGUCUGGCGGGGUCCAGGGCAGCACCAGUGGGGUAAAAAGAAGCAGCAGAAAGAGCCUGAGUUCAGUCAUUUCUGUGACCCGUGUGACCGAGGCUUCAAAACUCAAGACAAAUAUGAUGAACACAUCUCACAGCACGUGAAGUGUUCUGUUGAAGACUGUCGUUUCACUGCACAUGAGAAGCUGGUGAAGAUCCACUGGAGAAACAAUCACGGUCCAGGAGCCAAGAAGAUCAAACUGGACACGGCAGAGGACGUCGCCAAAUGGAGAGAAGAGAGACGCAGAAACUAUCCGACGCUGAGGAACGUGGAGAAGAAGCUGAAGCUGGUGGAGGUGAAGGAGCAGCGAGGAGACGUGCUGGAGACGCCGCAGUUCGGGCGCAUCAAGAGCCACAGCAGGGGCCGCGGCGGAUCUCAUCAGCUGACCUCACUGAAGCGGCCGCAUCAGGACCGAGACCCGCUCGCAGCGCUGGCCGACAGCGAGCCCGAGUCUGAUAAGGACGAGUCUGUUGAGCAGACGCAGCCUGGACUCACCGUCGCCCCCAAGUGCGUGACCUCUGCCCUCGGGUCACUGAUGUCCAGCUAUGGGGACGAAAUGACCAGCAGCGAGAGCGAAGGAGACACAGACGACGCUGCUGUGUUGAAGGCGAGUCUGGCUUUAGAGGAGAAUAAGAUGUUACUGGACGCUCAUGCACCUCCUGUCCAGAGGAGCACAGCACUGCAGGAGGAAAAACACACAGACAGACCACAGCAAUCCCAUCAUGCCCCGGGCGGCAGAGGAAGAGGCAGAGGGAGAGGACGAGGACGAGGAGGAGGAGGAGGAGGAGGAGGAGGAGGAGGUCGAGGCGGUUGCAGUAAAUCUGCUGAACCACAGCGACAUCGACCGACACUACUAGAGAUGCUGCUGGCUCCUGACAUCCGUCACGAGAGGAACGUCGUUCUGCAGUGCGUCCGCUACAUCGUCCGUAACGGAUUCUUCGGUCUGGCUGGUAAAGACUGUCAGGAAAUCAAAGUGUCUUCGAACACAAACAAUGGUGACGCAUCCGAUGAAGACGUCACUAGAGAUGAAGGACGACGCUCGGAUCCUCAGACGGACCCUGAGAAGCGCUCAGAAACCGCGUGUGACGUCACAUGUGCGAAUGAGAGUCCAGCCGGAGCCAGUGUGUUCCGGCAGCUGUUCGCUCAGGGUUUGGUGUGUGACGAUCCAGAGCAAACAUGAAGACUGGCAGAUGAACCGGACUAACCCAUCAGUGAUGCAUCAUCACCUCCACAUCAGACAUACCAAAUCACGAGCGACAGAUGAGCGAUCAGAACACGCCAAACUCAUCAGGUCAUGGAGUGAACACAUGACUUAUGGUGAAAGUCACUGACGUGUUUGAAGCAUCUGAUGAACGAUUCAUGGUGCUGCAGGAACUAAAGACAGUCAACGCAAAGACAAUCAAAGAUGAUUCCUAUGGAAGCUUAUUUCUGCCACACAAUAAAAAAUGAAAAGGGUAAUUAUGACUUUUUAUCUCACAAUUCAGUCUUGCAAUCAUGAGUUUUUAUCUUAUAAAUUCAGAGUUUGCAGUUGCGAAUUUAUAGCUCAUAAAUAGCAAUUAUAGCAAUUCUGAGAAAAAUUUGUGAGGUACUUUUUUUUUUUUUUUUUUUUUUUUUUUCUCACGGUUGCGAGUUUAUAUGUCGCAGAAUUACCUUUUUCAGAAUUAUCGUAUGUAAAUUUGGAAUUGCAAGUUAUAAAGUCUGUAUUGUGAGAUAAAACCUUGGCACUGCGAAAAAAAUCUGAAUUGUCAGAUAUAAACUUUAUCUCACAAUUCAGACUUUUUUAUCUGAGAAAAACAGUCAGAAUUGCAUAAAUGAAGUAAAAAAUUACUUUUUCCUUUCGGUUGCAAGAUUAUAUUUAGCAAUUCUGACGUUUUUCAGAAUUAUAAGAUGUGAACUCGGAAUUGCAAGAAAAAGUCAAAAUUGUGAGAUAUAAACUCUGAAUUGUGAGGAAAAAGGCCAAAUUGUGAGAUGAUAAAAAUUGUGAAAUCGCAAUUGUGGGAAAAAAAACAUUCCAAACUUGCAAUUCUGAUUAUUUUUUCCCCAGAAUUGACAUAUAAACUCAAAAUUUUGAGUUAUAAAGUCAGAAUUGCAAGAUACAAACUUUUAAUCCCACAAUUCUGACUUUUUGUCGCAAUCGUGAGUUUUUAUCUCAUAUUUUGGACUUUCCGCAAUUGGGAGUUUAUAGCUCACAAUUGUGAAAUAUAAACUCGAAAUUAAGAGUUAUAAAGUCUACAUUGUAAGAUAUAAACUCGAUUGCAAGGAAAAAGUCUGAAUUGUGAGAUAAACAUGCAGUUUAUUUCUAGCAAUUGUGAAUUUAUUUCUCACAAGUAUGUCAUUUUUUUUCAGAAUUGCGACAAACUUGGAAUUGUGACUUUUUUCAGAAUUGCGAGAUAGUCCGCAUUGUGAGAUAAAAAGUUGCAAUUGUGAGAAAGUCGCAAUUACUUUUUUUUUUUUUUUAAAUUCUGUAUCUGAAACAAGCUUCCAUAGAUUUGUUUUUCACUUUUUUUUUAUUUUUAUUUACUAAUCAUAUGUUUGUUCUUUAAAAAGAAAAGAUGACGACAAUACAAAUGAAUUUGUAUAACAAAUCUGUGUGAUGUUUCCAUCAGUUUUCUGCACUGAAGCUCACAGAUGUUGUUGUCAGCAGGUCAAUAAAGGAUCUGAUUGGACUUGUGUGUGUUUCUGUCUUCACCUGCAGCUGUUCAUGUGUCUCAUCCAUCAUGGGUGGAGAUGCUGAAGUGUUUCGCGCCUUUUAUUGUUGAGAAGUUCUGCAGGUUCAUCUAGUAACAAGCACAACAAAAGUCCUUCAUCAGCUCUUCAACACGUCACAUCGAUCAGAUCACGUGUGCAGUCAGUCGCAUCAAAUGUGCCAGUCAUGACAGAACAAGUGCCUUUUAUUAUGCAAUUAAAAUGAAUAAAUAUGAA